Messenger RNA from Cariama cristata (Red-legged seriema), 5376 nucleotides. Its product is annotated as microtubule-associated protein 4-like. The transcript is spliced from 13 exons. Gene Ontology annotation, molecular function: microtubule binding. The coding region runs from base 1 to 5376 and encodes 1791 amino acids. NCBI's taxonomy places the organism in Eukaryota, Metazoa, Chordata, Aves, Cariamiformes, Cariamidae. Gene Ontology annotation, biological process: microtubule cytoskeleton organization; neuron projection development. Gene Ontology annotation, cellular component: neuron projection. The record is from RefSeq and is a predicted model, not a curated record.
AUGGCUGACUUGGAUCACAACCUCAGUCUCGCGGAUGCUCUGACAGAGCCGCCUCCCGAGAUUGAGGAAGAAGUGAAAAGGGACUUCAUUGCCACUCUGGAAGCAGAGAAAUUUGAUGAUGUGGUUGGAGAAACAGUAGAUAAAACAGACUAUGUUCCUCUGCUGGAUGAUGAUGAUGCAAAAGCUGGGAGCCAGGAACCAAAAAGCAAACCCCAUGCAGACGGUAUUCAGGUGGAACAUACUUCAGCUUCUGGGCCAACAGUUGUAGAAAAUGGUGACCAUGGAAUAGAAGAUCACCGCACAGUAUUCCCAGGAGAAAUCAUGGAUGAAAAGCUGUCUUACAAAGAAUUUCUUGAUCGAAAUGACUCCUGGACGAUGGACGACAGAGACCUGUGCUUUGAAUCACAGCCCGUAUUCAAACCCAUGGAGAUGGCGGACCCCUUCAGCAUGCACAGAGGGGAGAAUCUGCCUGAUUUAUCGUUUCCUACUGACAUGAAGAAUGUGCCGCUGUUCACGGACCAUGUUGAUGCUUCCAGAGACAUCCAUGCACCACAUGGACCCAUGAUGGUACCUGAACAACCUUUCUUGGGGCCCUUGUAUUCUCCUGCAGAGGCUCUGGACCCAUCAGCCUUCAUUGGCCUGGAUUCAACUGCAGAAUUUCUGCAAGACAGAGCAGCGCCUGAAGAACAUUGGAUGGGAGCUCAGCAUGACGUGAAGGGACCAGAUGCCUCUUUCUUUGUUGAGCCACCAGUGCCCCCCACAGUGACUGAAGCAAUAAACCCAAAUUUGCCGGAAAGCCCUGUGGCAGUGGCUCCUGGUUUUGUUCCUCCUGCAGUAACAGCAUCCCCAGGAGAGGCUGAAGCUACUGAUGGACCAAAAGUUGUGGCAUCAGCAGAUGCAGUAUGUGUUCCUGCCUCGGAUGUCAUGUCUGCUUCUGCAGAAAAAGCUGGGUCCAUCCUUGCAGGAGACACCAAGCCUCCUCAAGCUCUGGAUGCUGGAUUUGCACCUACAGCAGAAGCCAGCCCUCUUCAGGCUCUGGAUGUUGGGUUUGCUCCUGCACCAGAAGACAAGCCUCCUAAUGCUGUCAAUGAUGCAUCCACUCCAGCAGCAGAUGUGGGCUUCACUCCAGCAGCAGAUGCUAUGUCCCAUUAUGCUACGGAUUUGGAGUUUGCCCCAGCAGAAGAUGCAGGUUUUGCCCCAGCAGCAGAUGUGGAAUCUCACCAUGCUAUGGAUUUGGCAUUUGCCCCAGCAGCAGAUGUGGAAUCUCACCAUGCUAUGGAUUUAGAGUUUGCCCCUGCAGCAGAAGUCAACCAUGUUCAUGCCAUGGAUUCUGGAUUUGCUCCUGUAGCAGAAGCCAAGCCUCUUCCUGCCAUGGAUUCUGGGUUUGCCUCUGCAGAAGCUAAGUCUAUCUCCGCAGCUGACACCAAGAUUGCUGCAUCUGAAGAGUUGAUGACAUCUGAGUCUUCUCUUGAGCAAGACAAGUCACCCUUUGACAAGGCUCCUGCAGAAGCAACUGCAAAUGUGGAACAGGAAUCGAAAGUCCCAGAAGCUUGUGUUGAUCUUUUAGAGCAGGCUAAAGACAGCAGACCACCUCCCAGCCACCAUGAGGAGCAUCUUCCAGAAGAGACGAACCAUCUUUCCGAACCAGCGGUUUCAGUAGAAGCAAAAGAAGCCGUUGCACUAGAAAAUAAAGACCUGCUUCCAGAAAAAUCUGUUACUAGUGUGGAUGUUACUGUUACAGAGAAGCAAAAGGAGGAAGCUGAACACAACCAUGUCCAACAUGCAGAACCUCAGCAAGAAAAAACCCUGCAAGAGCCCACAGGUCUACCUACUGCACAAAUAAGGCAAGCUAACAAAUCAAGUGAACGCAGGUUUGGCAGAGCAAAACCUGCACCAAUGCCCAUUACAGAUGUACCAGAGGAGCGUCUAAUAGGCCUUCCACAACAGAAGAGUACUGACCCAAAAGUAGACCCCUGUUCUGUAGGGGAACUUGGAUGUGUUGCUGGAACAUCCCCUCGCACUAGGGUUUCACAUAAAAAGGCAACUGAGCAGCCAUCCAGUGUGCCGUCGGAGUUUGUGGAGAGCUGCAGAGGUCUACCAAGGGAGAGCUGGGAUUUGGAAGGUUCUCUGGGCAUUGUGAAGAAAAAGAAAAAGAAACCAAAACAAAAGAGAAACCAGCUGCCAAGAACAAUGGAGUUCUGGGAUGAAAAUGUAACAACAGUCUCAAGAGCUCCUAGAAAUUCUCCAUUUGCUGUUGAAUUGCAAAAACCAGAUGUCUCUCCUGUAAUGCCUGCUGAAGCUCGCAAAAAGCAGUCAGUUGCCUCAGGAAGCAGAGCUUCAGAUAUGCCAAAGGAUGCUAAAAUAAUAACUGGAAGUCAUAUCCUGGAUGAGCAAAAUGCCUUCUCAGUGCCAGCACCAGGACAGCAGGCCCAACACCCCAGCGUGCCAUUAGAAUCUGUGUUGAAUGCAAAAACUGAGGAUGUCAUGAAAACAGAAGAAACGAGAGAUGACAGUUUGAUGUUGCAAUCUAAAGGCAAAAGAAAGGAGGUUCCUUUGGAGCAGGUAGGCAAGACCAAGGUGGGGGAAUCUGUUACAGCAAAGGGGCCAACCAAGCCCACGGAAAGAGAUUUUCUGGAUAAAAACGAGAAGAGGGAGUAUAAGGAGACAGAACGUGCUGACCUGACGGCGUCUCUUUCAGAAGUGAUCGAUCUAAGCAAAGUAGAAACUCCUUUACAGACCAAACCUUCAGAAUUGCUCCUUUCUGAUAAAGAUAAGGAGGCUAAAUGCACAUCUCCCAGGCGUGAAGCGUUCAGUGAUGCUGUCCAUCAUGAGCUUCAGACUUCCAAGGAGCCUAAAGAAAACGAUGGGAAAAAAGAAAUAGCUGAUAUGGGUGCCUUAGACCAGCCGUUCCUGCUGGAGGGUAGGAGAGAGGAAGCAAAGUAUCUUGCCAUGGCUGACACGAUCAGCAAAACAAAAGAAGUAAAUUUGAUUACUAAAGGCAAAGAGGCUGGAAGUACUUCUGCAGGUGAAUCGGUUGUGGUCAAUCCUGAUGCAGCACUGGUGGGAGACAAGCCUAGAAAGAGGUGUAGUGAUGGGAAAAGAAAAAAACCUGAAAAAAGUCCUUUGGGACAAGCAGCUGUCCUAGAUACUGGGGUGGAAACAAGCGAUCUUGCAAGCAAAGAGAAGUUAGCUGGAAGCACAAAAGAAAUGACCUUUGAUAAAGAUAAGGUGUCUGGUUUUGAAAGAGAGCUUUUGCUGGAGAAUCUGACAGGUGUAACCAAACUGGUGCUGGAAAAGCCUGACAUACAGGGUGGCAAUAGAAGAAGUUUCUCUGAUCAGCCAGUUCUUUCAGGUCAUAAAAUAGAGACAUCCGAGCCAGAAAUAGUCAACGCUAAAGAAACUCGGCCCAUGAGUAAAGGUAAGGAACUAGAUUCAUCCGAGCCUCUCCCAGGGCACGGGGCAGACGCAGCUGUGGCACACAGUCCCACCAGGGAACUGGUGAUGGACAAGCCCAAGAAAAAAAGUAGAGAAGUGAAAGGCAAAAAGGCUGAAAAUAGUCUUGAGCGCUCUGUUGUACUGGAUCCAGGUAACAUCCCUGCAGUAGGUGAAGAGGUGGGAAAUAUUAAACAAACUCCACCUUUUGAUAAAGGUAAAGAGACUGAUUCCAGUACUUUAGCGAGUCUGCUAGAUGCCCUAUCUGAUACUACUGAAGUACAAGCUCCUGCGAUGACUCUGGAACCAGAAAAAUCACACACAGGUAACAAAGAGACAUGCAAAAAGACGGAGGCUAACUUGCAGCAGCCAUUUCUUCUGGAGCCUAAAGCAGGUGCAGAGUUAUUGCCUCCUCCUCCUCGUGACGUGGAGAAAACUGACAAGUCUGAAGCAGAAAGUCCCACUCCUUGCAGCAGGGACGGUGGACUUCCUAUCCUAGAGCAUCCAGCAGUGGCAGAUCACACUUUGGCCACAGUUACUGGUAGAUCUAAAGAGAGGGGUUAUGAUGGAAGUAGUAAAAAGGUUAAAAAUGUCUCCGAGCAGCCUGUUUUUCUAGAGCCAAAACCAAACAAGAGUGAAGUGCAACCUCCCAUGGGAUCUGAGAUGGAAUACGGAAUGGAAGACACGGAUUUUGUAGAUGAAAACAGGAAUAUUAAAAACUUUCCCAUUGGCCCUCAAAUGCUUUGGAAUAAUAAAGGAAGCGACUUCGAAUCCUUUGUUCAGAGUGCAGUGACUGGCCCUGAUACCACUGGCAAUGUUUCUUCUGGCUUCCCAAAGCAGACGGAUGAGGAUGCAAGAAGUCAGGGGCUUCCUCCUCCUGAAGCAGUAGCAGAGAAAAGCAGCAAAGAGCCCAGAUCUAGUGCUAAGAAGGAGAUACAGAUGCAGAAAUCUUGCGAGCAGCCAAUCAAUCUGGGACACAAAGAGCCUGGAAAAGAGGUCUCAAAGAAAGAUGGUCAACCCAAAGAGCCUGGUUCCCAGGAUGGCAGUGAGGCAGGUAAACCACUUUCUUUGGAUCAUUCAGUUAAACAGGACAUUAGGUCAAAGAAGGACAAAGUUCACCUUCCUGUGGCAAAGGUGGAUGAUAAAGAAAUAAGAACCACUGAUAAAAAGCACAAUGCUGACGACACGUCUUCAGACCUUCCUGAGAAAGUGGCGGAUUCAAAAAAUAGAGCAGCUCCUGUAGGUGCCAAAGGGACAGAGAAACCAGAAGCAACUGUCUCUUCUGGAGAGGACAGCGGGUGCAUUUCCCCAGAACUUGCAGCAAUACCAGAGAGCAAAGCAGAAGCAGGCGCGUCACAGGUUGUGGCAGAAGCAUUGAUGGAGAAUAAAGCUGAAGAGGCAGAGCCGGAUGGAGGCAAGAAGAGCGAGCAGAGCUCCCUGAAGUACCCGAGCAGUUUGGACAAUAAAGCGACUGAAGCCGAGGCUGCUGGUUUAAAUCUGACAGCUGCCCAACCAACCCAAGUAAGUCCUAAAGCUAACAGUAAAGGUCCUUCUCAGCCUGCAGAAGAGGAUGCUGCUCGUGGUGGGGAAGCUCACCUGAAGGAUGCUCCGGCCUUGAAGUCUGAAGUAGAUAAACCUCAAGAUACAGCUAAAGCAAGAGAAGCUGGUGAACAGAAAGCUGUGAAGGAGGCAAAGAAAGAGAGAGUUAAAGCAGCAGAACAGAUCAAAGGCUACAUGAGACCCACAAAGUCAAGAGGGGUGCCAGCUCUGCCAGCCAGGUCUGCUGCUCCAGAGAGAGAGAAACAAAGGCAGCUGAAACCCACUGGUAUGAGCCGGCAGAGGCAAGAAAAAGGUGUGUGUUUGCGAUUUGAGCUAGCAGCAGUAAUCCAGACAGCUUGCGUGCAAGACCUUGCUAUUUGUCAGUGCGUUGGCAUGAAUACAUAA